AUGGAGGAGAUUGGUACUUCAAUUGCAUCUAAAAUUGUAGAAAAACCGGUGGCACUAAUUGGGAGACAACUCAGUUAUCUAAUUUACUACGAUUCUAACAUAGAAAGUCUAAAGAAUGUGCUUAAAAUUCUUGAUGACAAGAAAAAUGACCUGCAAAGAUUUGUGGAUGCUGCAAAAAGGAAUGGUGCAACCAUCAAAAAUCAAGUUCAGAGCUGGCUGGAGAAUGUAAACAAAAUAUUUCAUGAAGUGGAAGAACUUGAAAAAAAGGUCAACGAGCAAAGGCGGUGUUUGUAUGGAUUGUGCCCAAGUUUGAAAUCGCGGUAUUCUCUGAGUAGGAAAGCCAAGAAAAUUGCUGAGCGUGUACUUGAUCUCAAACUAGACGAAGGACUAAGUAAUAAUGUUGCCAAUCCUGCACCUCGACAACAACUAGGGUCAAUAAUCUCUAGUGAAGGUUUUAAGGGUUUUGAAUCUAGAAAAGAUGUCAUGAAUGAUGUACUUAGUGCUUUGAGGAAUGAAAAGACAAGAAGUGAUAAACGGGUGAUAGAAAGUGCUGUGUUCAUGAAGGGUGCAAAGCAGAGUAAAAGAAUCCUGAUUAUAUUAGAUGAUGUAUGGUCAGAGCUUAAAUUUCAGGAUGUAGGAAUCCCUUUUGGUGUUCAUGAAGGGUGCAACAUUUUGUUGACAUCUCGAAAUGAAGAAGUUUGUAAAGUAAUGGGGUGUAAAGAUGACAUUUUUAGAGUCCAAGCCUUAAAUAAAGAAGAAGCAUGGGAGCUUUUCAGGGCGACUGUAGGUGAAUCCUUGGACAAUGAUCCUGAUUUGUCUCAUGUUGCAAAAUUGAUUGUUGACGAAUGCAAAGGUUUACCCAUUGCUAUCAUAACUGUUGGGAAAGCUCUUCUACCAAGUAAUGGCAAGCAUGAAUGGAAAACUGCCUUGCAUGAACUGAAACAUUCCCUCCCUGAAAACAUCCCUGGAAUGGAACCUGAGGUUUAUUCUUGCAUAAAAUUGAGUUAUGAUAAAUUGGAUAGUGAUGAAGUCAAGUCAUGCUUUUUACUUUGUUGCUUAUUUCCAGAAGAUUAUGAUAUUCCGAUUGAGUAUUUGGUGAGGUAUGGGGCGGGUCGAGCAACUUUUAGAAACACCAACACAAUCGAAGAUGAAAGAAACAGAGUGCAUUCUUUCGUUGGACAACUAAAAAGAAGGUAUUUGUUGAUGGAUAGUGAAGAGGAAGAGUGUAUCAAAAUGCAUGACAUAGUUCGUGAUGUUGCUAUAUCAAUUGCCUCAAAAGAUCCUCACAAAUUUAUGGUAAGAUCGUUUGAUACAGAAGGUGGAGAUGGAGGAUGGUCAGGAUUACAAAAAGCUACAAACCAAGAACAUUACAGUGCAAUUUCAUUAAUUAAUUUUAAGUUAGAUGAAGAUAAUACAGAUGGUUUGGAGUGCCAAAAACUUGAGCUUCUACAACUGAUAAAUUUCUCCAGUUCAGAAUAUUCCCACCACUUUAAAAGGUUGAAAGAACUCAAGGUUUUAGCUUUCUUGGGGAUGGAUAUGUCAGGUUAUUUGGCCUCGAAAAGAUCUCUAGCUCUUGGAGAACCCAAGUACCUUCAUACCUUGUGUCUAGAGGAUUGUAAAUUGGGAGACAUAUCUCAUGUUAUUGGAGUUUUGGAGAAUUUAGAGAUUCUCAGCUUUGCUCGCUCUGAUAUCAGAGGUUAG
Molecule: messenger RNA, 1701 nt
Organism: Prunus avium (sweet cherry)
Lineage: Eukaryota; Viridiplantae; Streptophyta; Magnoliopsida; Rosales; Rosaceae
Source: RefSeq, a predicted model, not a curated record